UUAAAAGAGUAAAUAACAAUAAAAAUAGUUUCAGUGAAUUUUUAUAUUGCCAAUUAUAUUAAAAUAAAACUAUAAAAUGUCGAAUAAAAAUACAGCGGAAUUUAAAAGUGGAAAUAAGAACACCGAUGAAGAAAGUUGUCAAAAGAAGGAGUUAUUAGGAAAUGUAGACUUCGAUUUGGCACACGGAACGGAUUCGGGGUUUCUUUCAGGACCACAAAACUCUUUCUUCCAAGAAGAUGAAGAAUGUAAACAAAGUUCUGCUGAAAACAUUGGUAACAAUUUGAAUGCCCAAAAUCCCAAUAUCGAUAAAUCAGUACACCGAGAUGGGAAUUUUGCUAAUAUUGGCGAACAUUGUGAAAAAGCUGCUGAGGAAUUAUGUAUUGUUGAUUCGGGCUGCAUUGAGGAAGAAGAAUGUGAGUCCAACGAUUUACAUGCCGACACUGAGCCUCCUCAUGCCAUUGUACAGCCCAAUACACGAUCGCGACCACAAGUAAACCAAACAAGUGCAUCUGAAUUUACAAGUUCACAAGAUAAUAAAAUGAAAACAAAGCAAGAUGUCGAUGCUCACAUUUCAGAACGCUUUUCUAAUCUUAGUUUACAACACGGCACAAUAAAUGACUUGGGCGCGUCUUGCAAAGAUACUGCCGUGGACCCUGAACAAGCGAAACCAACAAAGGCAUCGGCUGAACUCCUCAAUAAAUUGCCAGCAUGGGAACAAUACUACCAACAAAAUGACGAAGGAGACACUUAUCUUCAUUUGGCUUGCAUAUCGGGAUACGACAAUGUGGUAGCUGCUCUUUUCCGCCUCGCUAUACAUCCUUGUCUGUUGGACAUAAAAAACGAUUAUGGACAAACUCCCUUACAUCUAGCUGCGCUAACAAAACAGAGAAAAAUUAUGCGCAUGCUAUUGCUAGCUGGCGCCAAGCCAACCAUACGCGACAACAACGGAAACACAGCCUUACAUAUUGCUUGUAUGUCUGGCGAUGAACAAUGUGUGAAUGCUUUAACUGUUCCAUUUAGUGCUUCAGAGAUCAAUGAAGCUCACCGCCAGUUUGGUUACAGAUCCAAUGAUAAGCGAGUUUCUUCACUUAGUUAUGCAUCUUUACCCACUGGUUUAGAAAUUCGCAAUUACAACGGCGAAUAUUGUGUUCAUUUGGCUGCCGAAGGAGGCCAUUUACAAAUAUUAAAAACUUUAGUACAGUCUGGAGCGGACAUCAAUGCCAGAGAAGGAAAAGGUGGAUACACACCUCUACAUAUUUCCAUUGAAAAGGGUAAUGAGGAGUUAUUCAAUUUCCUCCUGGAUGAUUGUAAGCCGAAUUUGGAAACAACCACUUUCGGACGGCUGACUGCAUAUCAACUAACAUGCAUUCUGAAGAGGUCACAAAUGCAAAGCAGUUUAGAAAAAUAUGGCGCAGAGCCAUUAUCACCACCGGAAAGCGAAUAUGAAAGCAGCGACGACGAAUCGGAUUUUGAAGAAUCUAAGAACUAUGAAAGAUUCGUCGAGCCGGGAUACUUCGGAGGCAAUGUCAUGGCAGUCAUGUAAAAACAAAGAACCGCCUUGUUUGGCGUGUUCUUUUCGUUUAAGAGAGUACCUAAAUACACUCGAUGUACUUAAGUUUAUUAACAAUAUAAGGAUACGAAUUCAUAAAUGCCGAACGAAAUUUAGAAAAUUAUAAGCAUAUCUUUACCGUUAAGUAGUUAAAGAAUUGGUUUAUAAAAUCUCGAUAUUCUUCUAAUUAAUGUAUAAAUUAUUAUAAUUUUCAUGUACGUAUUUUACAAUAACUGUGACAUGACUGUGACUAAGUAUUUACUAUAUAGUAAAACAUAUGAAAAACAACCAAUAUCUUCAUAUAAAGGGACCUAAAACAAUAAAAUAAUAAUAUAUGUAUGUAUGUAUAUGUUGCUAACGCAACAAUCGAAAACUGAAAUGGUUUUAAUCUAUACUUUUGGGAA
Bactrocera tryoni is the source of this 1953-nucleotide messenger RNA. Its product is annotated as NF-kappa-B inhibitor cactus-like. The transcript is spliced from 6 exons. NCBI's taxonomy places the organism in Eukaryota, Metazoa, Arthropoda, Insecta, Diptera, Tephritidae. The coding region runs from base 77 to 1543 and encodes 488 amino acids. Gene Ontology annotation, molecular function: protein binding. The record is from RefSeq and is a predicted model, not a curated record.